Messenger RNA from Boeremia exigua, 1269 nucleotides. Its product is annotated as vesicle coat protein. Gene Ontology annotation, biological process: positive regulation of TORC1 signaling; positive regulation of GTPase activity. The transcript has 2 exons. NCBI's taxonomy places the organism in Eukaryota, Fungi, Ascomycota, Dothideomycetes, Pleosporales, Didymellaceae. The record is from RefSeq and is a predicted model, not a curated record. Gene Ontology annotation, cellular component: cytosol. Gene Ontology annotation, molecular function: GTPase activator activity. The coding region runs from base 1 to 1269 and encodes 422 amino acids.
AUGGAUUUCACGAUCUCGCUUGCACACUUCUGCGAGGUCCACGGUCCGACGUCCAUCAUCUGCACGCAGGCCUCGACGGCGCCAUGUGCCUCCUGCAACCCAUGCGUGACGCCGCCCACCGACGAGCCGCACUCGUCCUACUCCAGCUUCGGCCUCUAUGACCAGCCCUCGACGCUGCGCAUGGGCCGCCCGCCCAAGCUGUCGCCGUUCGAGACACCGCCCACGAGCCCCCGGUCGCCCUCGCACAACCCUUACUUCCCCAGCCUCUCCUCGUCCGACAGCAGCUUCGGCGGCCGCCGCCCCAGCAGCAGCUUCGAGUCCGACGCCGACUCGUGCGAGAACUGCCAGAUGGUCGUCCCCAAGAAGUUUUGCGACAAGCUGCCCACCGGCGCCCCCGGCAGCCCUUGCAAGGACGGCCGCGGCCGCAACGGCAGCCCGGUCCUGCGCAGCUCGCAGAACUUCGCGGUCCGCGGCCCCUACCUCGGCGACGACGCCAGCAGCACCCACUCGUCUGAGAUGUCCGACACCGAGCAGUCCAAGUCGUUCGAGAGCAGCGCCAGCUCCUUCCCCAGUUCUAUUCCGCCCUCGCCCCUGGUCAACUCGAGGAGCACACACACACACACCCUGACCUACAUCUCUACCAACCAGCCUCAGUCACCAACCACAUAUUCCUCCUUGAAGCGCACAUGCAUGCGCACACUCUCCACAGAGGUCCUCCCACGCGGCAAUUCGUCAGGCGCCAUCAUGUUCGGAGACCCCGUUGCUGGCUACACCAUUGCCUACAUCUUCCGGAUCCAGGACUCGAGAGCUCGCGGAUCGAUCAAGCACUACGCCCUCAUCGCCAUGGUCGGACGCGACUGCCGCAAGGCCACCAAGGCCAUGGUCAAGGUCACCGAAGUCUUCCAGGGCAUUGCAAACCGCAUCACUGCUCUGGCGGAGAAAGUAGAGCGCGAGUCACGCCCUACCUCUGCUCUGGCCGACACCCCCCCACUGGGCACCUCCGCUUCCUCGAUGCCGCCCAUGUUUGCCUCACCGCAGAAGGACCGAAACCUCUCGUCCACGGCCAGUUCGCCCACAACACGGAACAUCACCCCCGUAUCGUCUUUCCUAUCCGCAAAGAGGAUUGAUCCGGACGGCUUCUCUCGCACAUCACGCGAGGCAGGAAGACCCAAGAGCCUGGCUGAGAUUGUCGGCCAGGAGAACUUCUUCGUCGAGCUGCACCGCGACUUCUGCCAGCUGUUGCACUUCCUCAUCAAGCAUUUCGCUUGA